GUUGCUGAUUUCUCUAAGGGCGAAAAUGGCGUCGAAGGCACCAGUGGCAACUGGCAGACUUAUGCUGGGCUUUAGAAAGUGGUACUACAAUGCAUGUGGCUUCAACAAGCUUGGUCUUCUGCGGGAUGACACUAUCUAUGAGAAUGCAGACGUGAAAGAGGCCGUUCAUCGGCUUCCAGAGCCCGUCUACAAUGAUCGCAUGUUCCGCAUCAAGAGGGCCCUCGAUCUUUCUCUUAAACAACAAAUUCUUCCCAAAAUUCAGUGGACAAAAUACGAAGAAGAUGUGCAUUACCUUGAGCCCUACUUGAAAGAGGUAAUCUCUGAAAGAAAAGAAAGGGAGGAGUGGCAGAAAAAAUAAGAUGAUAGGAGUGUUGGUGUUGCUGUCUUGUAUUUAAGAUAAAGUUUAUUGAGCGUGACUUCCAUGUACUAAUUAAAUUUCGAUACUGACA
This is a messenger RNA of Trichomycterus rosablanca, 449 nucleotides long. RefSeq names its product cytochrome b-c1 complex subunit 7 (gene uqcrb). The record is from RefSeq and is a predicted model, not a curated record. Bases 26 to 358 code for a protein of 110 amino acids. Lineage: Eukaryota; Metazoa; Chordata; Actinopteri; Siluriformes; Trichomycteridae. The transcript is spliced from 4 exons. Gene Ontology annotation, biological process: mitochondrial electron transport, ubiquinol to cytochrome c.